AUGAAACGCUGCCUCGAGCUGGUCCUCCUGGUGCUGCUCAUUCUGCCAGUAAUCGCUUCUCUCGCCGAUGCAGCGGACACGAAUGCGACCUCAAGCCGACCUAGAGCCGCUGGUCCUGACGACACUCCCCCCGGCACCACCACUCCCCCCGGCACCACCACUCCCCCCACCACCACUCCUCCCAGCACCACCACUCCUCCCAGCACCACCACUCCUCCCGGCACCACCACUGAUGAAGAUGAUACCACUGAUGGCGGAAGUUUCACCAUAAACAGCAGCAACAACAGCAGCAGCCCAGGUGGCAACAGUGGCAGCAGCAGCAGCAGCAGCAGCAGUGGCAGCAGGGCAAGGGCAAGCCCGGUGCCACCGCCCCCACCAGCGAUUCCGUCCUACGGCUGUAACGUGGACUUCAGUGCCCUCGCCAACGGGAACAUCACCUCUCUCUCGGCCUGCUCUGGCCCGUCUCCAUCCCCAGACGCAUGCUGCGGGCCGCUGUUGGCGUUUCAGAGGAGCUUCGCUGUGAGGGAGCCCAUGUUCUUCCUCGCCAUCACCACACAGCCCGAGCUCAACACCCCUUGCAGGAAGUCCCUCCAGGCGCAUCUGCAGGCGUCCCCUGUGCGCCCGCGCAUCACUGCCAAUGUCUUCUCCCUCUGCAACCCUCCCACCAACGCCUCCUCCUCCUCCUCCUCCUCCUCUUCAGCCUCAUCUCGUCGCAGUCUGCUCCCUCUGGUGGCGGUGGAUCCGCCAAGCAACAAGUGCCCUGUGGUGUGGGUGCAGGACGUGGAUCGACUUCAGAACGUCACUCGCCUGGCCAAGGCAUGCGCCUCUGCAGAUACAGCCUGCCCUAGAUGCGCCUCCACGCUUUCUGCCGCAGCUGCCGCCCUGGCCCGCUACAGCCCGGCUGUAGCGGCUCGCACUGCGGCAAGGGGAAGCGCGGGGAAUGCGAGCAUGGCUGCUGGGGAACCCACCACUGCACCAUCCGAAGCAGUCAUGGAUGAUUGUGCGCGAGUGACAUUCGUGAGGGUGGCUCAGGCUCAGAGCUGGCGAGCGGCACCAGGGCUUGUAACCCUGCAGCUAGACUGCCCCAUUGUCUAG
Closterium sp. NIES-65 is the source of this 1095-nucleotide messenger RNA. The record is from the annotation of a GenBank genome assembly. Lineage: Eukaryota; Viridiplantae; Streptophyta; Zygnematophyceae; Desmidiales; Closteriaceae.